This is a messenger RNA of Harpia harpyja (harpy eagle), 10073 nucleotides long. It is a transcript of the gene CREBBP, whose product is annotated as CREB binding protein. Gene Ontology annotation, molecular function: chromatin DNA binding; protein binding; transcription coactivator activity. Gene Ontology annotation, biological process: positive regulation of transcription by RNA polymerase II. Lineage: Eukaryota; Metazoa; Chordata; Aves; Accipitriformes; Accipitridae. The record is from RefSeq and is a predicted model, not a curated record. Bases 408 to 7823 code for a protein of 2471 amino acids. The transcript is spliced from 31 exons. Gene Ontology annotation, cellular component: transcription regulator complex; nucleus; histone acetyltransferase complex.
GGGGGGGGGGGGGGCGGAGGGGCGGGGGGGGCGCUAUGCUCCCCGAGUGACUGACUGACUGACUGAGCCGCCAUCCGGGCACCUCCUCGGCGGCGGCGGCCGCCGGGCGGGGGGAAGAGAGGCCGGGAGGAGCGAGGCCGGCAGGGAGGGGGCGCUGGGCUCUUCCCCACCCCGCCCCGAACCCUCCUCCCCUGCGGCCUGCUGCGGCGGCGGCGGCGGCGGCCCGGCCCGGGUAUGGGGGAACGGGGGCCGCCGCCGGUCGGGCACUGAGCGGCGCUGUUGCUCGACGGUGGGUUCCCCUUUGGAAGAAGGGGGAAAGGAGAGCUUCACCCCCCCCGCCACAGACUGCCCCCUUUUCAACGAUUACCGGCUCGGCGGCCUUUCCUCGGACGGCCCAGCCGGCUACCAUGGCGGAGAACUUACUCGACGGGCCGCCCAACCCCAAGCGAGCCAAGCUCAACUCGCCGGGCUUCUCCGCCAGCGAUAGCACAGAUUUUGGAUCUUUGUUUGACUUGGAAAAUGACCUUCCUGAUGAGCUGAUCCCCAAUGGCGAGUUGGGCCUUUUAAACAGCAGUGGGAACCUUGUUCCAGAUGCAGCUUCCAAACACAAACAACUUUCUGAACUUCUAAGGGGAGGCAGCGGCUCUUCCUUAAACCCAGGAAUUGGAAAUGUGAACUCAAAUAGCCCUGUCCAGCAGGGAGUUGGUAGUCAAGUUCAAGGGCAGCCGAACAGUGCUAAUAUCGGUAAUCUGGGUGCUAUGGGUAAGAGCCCUUUAAACCAGGGAGACUCUUCUGCUUCAGGCCUGGCAAAGCAAGCAGCAAGCACCUCUGGACCUACCACACCUGCAUCACAAACUCUGAACUCUCAAGCACAAAAACAAGUGGGGAUGGUGACGAGCAGCCCUGCAACAUCACAGACUGGACCUGGGAUAUGUAUGAAUACUAAUUUCAGUCAGACACACCAGAGCCUUCUCAACAGUAAUUCUGGUCACAGUUUAAUGAAUCAGCCUCAGCAAGGACAAGGGCAGGUAAUGAAUGGAUCUCUUGGGGCAGCUGGAAGAGGAAGGGGAGCAGGAAUGCAAUACUCUGCCCCUGCCAUGCAGGGGAAUGCAGGCAGUGUGCUGGCAGAGACUUUAACCCAAGUAUCUCCACAGAUGGCUGGUCACACCGGACUGAAUACAGCACAGACAGGAGCAAUGACUAAAAUGGGAAUGACAGGUAACACUAGUCCCUUUGGGCAGCCUUUCAGUCAAACUGGAGGGCAGCAGAUGGGAGCUACAGGAGUGAAUCCUCAGUUACCAAACAAGCCAGGCAUGGCGAAUAGUUUGUCUCCCUUUCCUGCUGACAUCAAGAGUACUCCCGUCACCAGUGUGCCAAAUAUGUCCCAGAUGCAAACCCAAGUACAACAAGUGGGAAUAGUACCGACGCAGGCAAUGGCAACUGGACCAACAGCAGAUCCAGAGAAGCGCAAACUGAUCCAGCAGCAGUUGGUUUUGCUGCUUCACGCUCACAAAUGUCAGAGACGUGAGCAAGCAAACGGAGAGGUGCGGGCCUGUGCUCUCCCGCACUGUCGAACCAUGAAAAACGUCCUCAACCACAUGACACACUGUCAAGCUGGGAAGGCCUGUCAAGUUGCUCAUUGUGCAUCUUCAAGACAAAUCAUCUCCCACUGGAAGAAUUGUACUCGGCACGACUGUCCUGUGUGCCUUCCUUUGAAAAAUGCCAGUGACAAAAGAAAUCAGCAACCCCUUUUAGGGUCUCCAGCUGGUGGAAUCCAAAAUUCCAUUGGUUCUGUUGGCACAGGCCAGCAGAAUACUCCAUCGCUAAGUAAUCCUAAUCCAAUUGACCCCAGCUCCAUGCAACGAGCCUACGCUGCUCUUGGACUGCCAUAUGGCAACCAGCCUCAAACACAGCUGCAGCCCCAGGUACAAGGCCAACAGCCGGCACAGCCUCAGGCUCACCAGCAAAUGAGGACCAUUAAUGCAUUGGGAGCCAACCAGAUGAACCUUCCCGCAGGAGGAAUAACAACAGACCAGCAAGCUAGUCUAAUUUCUGAAACUGCUCUUCCAACAUCCCUUGGGACAAAUAACCCACUAAUGAAUGAUGGCACAAAUUCUGGCAAUGUUGGAAACCUCAGCUCAAUGCCAACAGCUGCGCCUCCUUCUAGUACCGGGGUAAGGAAAGCAUGGCAUGAACAUGUCACUCAGGACCUGCGCAAUCAUUUAGUGCAUAAACUUGUCCAAGCCAUCUUCCCCACUCCUGAUCCGGCAGCACUGAAGGAUCGCCGCAUGGAGAACUUGGUGGCUUAUGCCAGGAAAGUGGAAGGAGAUAUGUAUGAGUCUGCUAAUAGUAGGGAUGAAUACUAUCAUUUAUUAGCAGAGAAAAUAUAUAAGAUACAAAAGGAACUAGAAGAGAAGCGGAGGUCUCGUCUACAUAAACAAGGGAUGUUGGGAAAUCAGCCAGCCUUACAGACCCCAGGACCUCAGCCCCCUGGUAUCCCACAGGUGGCUGCUGCCAUGGGCCAGGCACAGCCCGUGAGGCCACCCAAUGGGCCUAUGUCCAUGCCAACCGUGCCUAUAAGUCGUAUGCAGGUUUCUCAAGGAAUGAAUCAGUUUAACCCCAUGUCCAUAGGGAAUGUACAGAUGCCUCAAGCACCCAUGGGACCGCGUGCAGCUUCUCCAAUGAACCAUCCUGUACAAAUGAACAACAUGGGCGCUGUUCCUGCGAUGGCAAUGUCUCCUUCCCGAAUGCCUCAGCCACAGAACAUGAUGGGAGCUCAUUCCAACAACAUGAUGGGUCAGGCUCCUACCCAGAACCAAUUCCUGCCACAGAAUCAGUUUCCAGCAUCCAGUGGGGCUAUGAAUGUGAACAACGUGGGCAUGGGUCAAUCAACAGCCCAGGCCGGGGUGGCACAGCAGGGGCAGGUUCCCAGUGCUGCUCUUCCCAACUCCAUGAACAUGCUAGGACCGCAGAGUGCGCAGUUACCAUGUCCACCAGUGACCCAGCCACCUCUACAUCAGACUACACCUCCUGUGUCCACUGCUGCUGGGAUGCCACCUAUUCAGCACCAAACGCCAACUGGAAUGACUCCUCCGCAGCCAGCAGCACCCACUCAGCCAUCGACACCAGUCUCGUCUUCAGGACAAACGCCAACACCAACACCGGGUUCUGUUCCAAACGCGACACAGACACAAAGCACACCUACAGGGCAGACUGCAGCACAGGCUCAAGUCACACCGCAACCUCAGACCCCAGUUCAACCCCCGUCUGUGCCCACCCCACAGCCAUCUCAGCAACAGCCAACAUCUGUGCAGGCACAGCCACCUGGCACUCCACUAUCCCAGGCAGCAGCUAGUAUUGAUAACAGGGUCCCCACCCCUGCCUCAGUUGCUAGUGCUGAUACGAAUUCCCAGCAACUAGGACCAGAUGCACCAAUGCUAGAAAGCAAAUCAGAAGUUAAAACUGAAGAAACUGAGCCAGAGACUAGUGAGACACAAGUGGAAGCUAAGACUGAGGUGGAGGAGGAUUUACAAGGAUCUUCACAAACAAAAGAAGAAACAGAUGGAACAGAACUGAAACAAGAGCCAAUGGAAAUAGAAGAAAAGAAACCUGAAAUAAAAGUAGAUGCUAAAGAGGAAGAGGAGAGCAGCACUAAUGGAACCACUUCACAAUCCACAUCACCUUCUCAGCCACGCAAAAAAAUUUUCAAACCUGAGGAGCUGCGGCAGGCUCUCAUGCCUACCCUUGAAGCUUUGUACCGGCAGGACCCAGAGUCUCUACCUUUUAGACAGCCUGUGGAUCCCCAGCUUUUAGGGAUUCCGGACUACUUUGACAUUGUGAAGAAUCCUAUGGAUCUUUCAACCAUUAAACGUAAAUUGGAUACUGGCCAGUACCAAGAACCCUGGCAGUACGUGGAUGAUGUUUGGCUAAUGUUUAACAAUGCCUGGCUUUACAAUCGCAAGACUUCCAGGGUCUAUAAGUUUUGCACUAAACUUGCGGAGGUGUUUGAACAAGAAAUUGAUCCUGUUAUGCAAUCACUUGGCUACUGUUGUGGGCGCAAGUAUGAGUUUUCUCCACAGACCUUGUGCUGCUAUGGCAAGCAGUUGUGUACUAUUCCUCGUGAUGCUGCCUACUACAGUUACCAGAAUAGUUCACCCAAAUAUGGCCUUCUUGCUGACAGGUAUCACUUCUGUGAGAAGUGUUUCACUGAAAUCCAGGGGGAGAAUGUCACCCUGGGUGAUGACCCUUCCCAGCCUCAAACAACCAUCUCUAAGGAUCAGUUUGAAAAGAAGAAAAACGAUACACUAGAUCCAGAGCCGUUUGUUGACUGCAAAGAGUGUGGUCGGAAGAUGCACCAGAUUUGUGUAUUACAUUAUGAUAUUAUUUGGCCUUCAGGGUUUGUCUGUGAUAAUUGUCUGAAGAAAACUGGUAGAACACGCAAAGAAAACAAAUUCAGUGCUAAAAGGCUACAGACUACACGUUUAGGAAACCAUUUGGAAGAUAGAGUAAACAAAUUUUUGCGGCGACAGAAUCAUCCUGAAGCUGGAGAGGUCUUUGUCAGAGUAGUAGCAAGUUCAGAUAAGACAGUAGAAGUUAAACCAGGAAUGAAAUCCAGAUUUGUGGAUUCUGGUGAGAUGUCAGAAUCUUUCCCUUACCGUACCAAAGCUCUGUUUGCUUUUGAGGAGAUAGACGGCGUAGAUGUGUGCUUCUUUGGCAUGCAUGUACAGGAGUAUGGCUCGGAUUGCCCCCCUCCAAAUACAAGGCGUGUGUACAUAUCGUAUCUAGAUAGUAUUCAUUUCUUUCGCCCCCGUUGUCUCCGAACUGCAGUUUAUCAUGAAAUCCUUAUUGGAUAUUUGGAGUAUGUGAAGAAACUUGGGUAUGUGACAGGACACAUCUGGGCCUGUCCCCCAAGUGAAGGAGAUGACUAUAUUUUUCAUUGCCAUCCGCCUGAUCAGAAAAUACCCAAACCCAAACGUUUGCAAGAAUGGUAUAAGAAGAUGCUGGACAAGGCAUUUGCUGAGAGAAUCAUUCAUGACUACAAGGAUAUCUUCAAACAAGCAACUGAGGACAGGCUGACAAGUGCCAAGGAGCUGCCUUACUUUGAAGGUGAUUUCUGGCCCAAUGUGCUAGAAGAAAGCAUUAAGGAGUUGGAGCAGGAGGAGGAGGAAAGAAAAAAGGAAGAAAGUACUGCAGCUAGUGAAACAACAGAGGGAAGCCAGGGCGACAGCAAAAAUGCUAAGAAAAAGAACAACAAAAAAACCAACAAGAAUAAGAGUAGCAUCAGCAGAGCUAACAAGAAGAAACCCAGCAUGCCAAAUGUGUCCAAUGAUCUGUCUCAGAAGCUGUAUGCCACUAUGGAGAAGCAUAAAGAGGUCUUUUUUGUGAUUCAUUUACAUGCUGGGCCUGUAAUUAACACUCUGCCUCCCAUUGUGGACCCUGAUCCAUUACUUAGCUGUGAUUUGAUGGAUGGGCGAGAUGCCUUCCUCACCUUAGCCAGAGAUAAGCACUGGGAGUUCUCCUCACUACGCCGAUCCAAGUGGUCCACGCUCUGCAUGCUGGUAGAACUACAUACUCAAGGGCAGGAUCGCUUUGUCUAUACGUGCAAUGAGUGCAAACAUCAUGUGGAAACGAGGUGGCAUUGCACUGUCUGUGAGGACUAUGACCUCUGCAUUAACUGCUACAACACUAAGAGCCAUGACCACAAGAUGGUUAAGUGGGGCCUGGGUCUGGAUGAUGAGAGCAACAGCCAAGGAGAGCAACAGUCAAAGAGCCCCCAGGAGUCGCGACGACUGAGCAUCCAGCGCUGCAUUCAGUCCCUUGUCCAUGCCUGUCAGUGCCGCAAUGCAAACUGCUCAUUGCCAUCCUGCCAGAAGAUGAAACGGGUUGUCCAGCACACCAAGGGUUGCAAGCGCAAGACCAACGGUGGCUGUCCGGUGUGCAAACAGCUCAUAGCUCUUUGCUGCUACCAUGCCAAACACUGCCAAGAGAACAAAUGCCCUGUGCCAUUCUGUCUCAAUAUCAAACACAAACUUCGACAGCAGCAGAUCCAGCAUCGCCUGCAGCAGGCUCAGCUCAUGCGCAGAAGGAUGGCUACCAUGAACACCCGAAACGUGCCUCAGCAAAGUUUGCCUUCUCCUACCUCAGCAACGCCUGGUACCCCUACACAGCAGCCAAGUACGCCACAAACACCGCAGCCUCCUCCCCAGCCCCAGCCUUCCCCUGUAAGUAUGUCACCGGCUGGCUUUCCCAGUGUGUCGAGAACUCAGCCCCCUACUACUGUUUCAACAGGAAAACCCACAAACCCGGUUUCCGCACCUCCACCUCCGGCUCAGCCUCCACCAGCCGCAGUGGAAGCGGCUCGGCAGAUCGAGAGAGAAGCUGCCCAGCAGCAGCAGCAGCUCUACAGGGUCAACAACAUUAACAAUGGUUUGCCUCCUGGUCGCCCAGGACUAGUAAACCCGACAGUGGGUUCAGUGAACCAGAUGCAGCAAGUCAGCAUGAAUGUACCCCGGCCCAACCCUGUAAGUGGUCCAGUGAUGUCCAACAUGCAACCUGGACAAUGGCAGUCACCUCCAAUGCCGCAGCAGCAACCAAUGCAGCCAGGAAUGGCGAGACCGGUUAUGCCAAUGGCGACGCCACAAGCAGUGGCUGGGCCAAGGAUGCCAGGUGUGCAGCAGCCGCCACGGAGCAUCCCCCCAAAUGCACUUCAGGACUUACUGAGGACCUUGAAAUCACCAAGCUCUCCGCAACAGCAACAGCAGGUUCUUAAUAUCCUUAAAUCCAACCCUCAGCUUAUGGCAGCUUUUAUAAAGCAAAGAACAGCCAAAUACGUGGCUAACCAGCCUGGGAUGCAGCCGCAAGCAGGCAUACAGCCCCAGCCUGGGAUGCAGCAGCCGCAGACUGGCAUGCAACAGCCAGGCAUGCAUGCUCAAGCAGGAUUGCAGAACAUGAACGCGAUGCAAGCAGGAGUGCAGAGACCGAGCGUUCCUCCCCAGCAGCAAGGGAUAGGAGCUAUGAAUCCCCAGGGACAAGCGAUAAACAUUAUGAACCCCGGCCACAACCCUAGCAUGGCAAACAUGAGUCCGCAGUACAGAGAAAUACUGAGGCGGCAAUUACUGCAGCAGCAGCAGCAACAGCAGCAGCAGCAAGGAGGGGCUGGCAUGGCAGGAGGGAUGGCAGGACAUAACCAGUUCCAGCAGCCUCAAGGACCAGGAGGUUACCCUCAAGCCAUGCAGCAGCAGCGGAUGCAACAGCAUAUAUCGAUACAGGGGGGGUCCAUGGGACAGAUGGCUCAGAUGGGACAGCUGAACCAGAUGGGCCAGCCCGGCAUGGGGGCAGACGGCACUCCCAACAUCCAGCAAGCACUGCAGCAGCGGAUCCUGCAACAGCAGCAGAUGAAGCAGCAGAUAGGGUCCCCCGGCCAGCCUAACCCCAUGAGCCCACAGCAGCACAUGCUCUCAGGACAACCGCAGGCAUCUCAUCUCCCUGGCCAGCAGAUCGCCACCUCCCUCAGCAACCAGGUGCGGUCCCCAGCACCCGUUCAGUCUCCCCGUCCCCAGUCCCAGCCACCACAUUCCAGCCCGUCACCCAGGAUACAGCCCCAACCAUCACCUCACCACGUCUCUCCCCAGACUGGUUCCCCCCACCCAGGACUCGCAGUUACUAUGGCUAGCUCCAUGGAUCAGGGACACUUGGGCAACCCAGAACAGAGUGCAAUGCUUCCACAACUAAACACCCCGAACAGGAGUGCGUUGUCUAACGAAUUGUCUCUGGUUGGUGACACCACCGGGGACACAUUAGAAAAAUUUGUGGAGGGUUUGUAGCAUUAUGGGAGCAUCACUUUUUUUUUUUUUCCUUUCGUGUUCUUGGACAUUUUGUACUGAAAAUUCAGACAUCUGGGUUGUUUUGAAUCCUAGAUGGAACUGCUGCUUCCUACAUGUGGAAGAAUGAAUUGCUGUUUAAAAAAAAAAAAAAAAAAAAAAACAAUACAAAGAAUAUAUUUUUUUGUUAAAGCCAGGCGGUUAAAAUAUCUGGUCUCUUUUGUGGGUUUUUUUGGUUUUUAUUUUUUUGUUGCUGUUGACUCAUACCUUUUUUUUAAUGGGGAAAACAAGUUCAUUAUAUUCAUAUUUUUUAUUUGUAUUUUCAAGACUUUAAACAUUUGCGUUUAAAAGAAGAAAAAAUAAUAUUCAGAAACUGUUUCCUGAAAUAAUGCAACAUUGUAAUGUAUCCCGGUAACUUUGACACGUUGCGGGAAGAUUUUUUUUUCUAUAGUGAACUCUGCAGGCAUUUGAAGUAUUACCCCUGGAAAGAUAGGAAUUGACUCUUGCACACAAAAACACACAUUGGCCAAUGCCAAAAUCCUUGUCUUGCAGAUGUAGAAAUUGUUGCUUUGUUUCUCUGAUAAAACUGGUUUUAGAUGAAAAUAGGGAUGAUCACUCUUAGACCGUGCUGAUUUGAAUAGAGAAGAAGCAUUCUUUUCUUUCUUUCUUCUGUGUGAAACUUGAAAUGAGGAAAAGCAAUUCUAGUGUAAAUCAUGCAAGCGCUAUAAUUACUAUAAAUAAGAAAAUCCAAGAAGAUUCAAUCACUGUAUAGAAUGGUAAAAAAAACAAACUCAUUUCUUACUUAUAAUAUCAUAUUGUUAAAUAAACUGUGUGCAACAGACAAAAAGGGUGGUCCUUCUUGAAUUCAUGUACAUGGUAUUAACACUUAGUGUUUGGGUUUUUUGUUAUGAAAAUGCUGUUUUCAACAUUGUAUUUGGACUAUGCAUGUCUUUUUUCCAUUGUAUAUAAAGUAUUGCUUAAAAUUGAUAUAAAUUACUGAAGUUUUUAACAUGUAUUCUGUUCUUUAAAAUCCAUGUAAGAAUGUUUAAGGUUUUUAUUUAUUUAUAUAUUUUUUGAUCAUGUUCUUUGUAAGACAUAGCUAUGACUAUUCACUCAUUACACAGAGCAGCCAGAGGCAUCGAUAGGAGUGGCACGAUACAUGGAGUAUUGUAGGUAGCAUGUCUGUUUUACAACACCCUUUAGUGAUUUGUUUCCUUUUUGGGGAGGGAGAGGAGAGGGGAAUGUUUCCCAUACAUGGAAUAUUUGCAGGUGUUCAUCCAUAAGGGUUAACUGGAAUAAAUUAUUAAUAGCCGUUGCUUUUUAAAAACUGCAUUAAUUUAGAGAAGGAUCACCAAUGAAAGGAAAAUAGAGAGUAUUGAGUUAAUUCUAGGCUAAUUUAUUUAGUCUACAGUAAAAUAUGAACCUAUUGACUUUAACACUAUUUUUCUGCUGUUAACUCUGAGUCUAGAUUUGAGGGUUUUCUGUGGAAUAAAAAAUAACAAAUCAUGUACAUGUUCCCUUUAAUAUCCUGUCACCAUGCCCUCAUGUUCUGGGAUACUUGCCCCUCCUCCCCGCAAGGAAUUGCUUUCUUGGAGUUAAAAAGUCCAGGGAAACUUUCCCAGUGUAGGUGUGAGCUUAAAACCACAACUAGCCUAAAAUGCCAUCACUCAGACCUUGAGGCUUCUCGAUUACGUGCGACUGGCAUGGGAUUUGCAGCAAACCCAGCAAGGUAUCCUGCCUGGCAGCCGCUGCCACUCCAGCGGGGAGCACUGGGCACACUUGGCUUUUCACGUUAAGUUAGUGCUUCCUCCAGCCUUACAUUUUUAUAGGAAAACAGCGUUGGGGGAGGAUGGGGGGAGAAGAGCAAACAAUUUAUCUCGACUUCUAUCCCUGUACUGUGAAAAUAGUAGUGCGCUGCCGUGCUACUUCAUUCUUUUUAACUGUAGAGGGUUUCUGCUUAAACUUUUCUUGCAAACUUUUAACUAUUGUACCUUUUUCACCACCAUUGGAUUCAUCUGCCCAUGCAAUUGUCUUCAGCAAUUCAAGAUGUCAAAAUUUGGGGCUGGGCUGAGGUCAGUGAACACUAACCCAAAGCUUGUCCAGAAGAAAUUGCUGUAAAAAAAAAAAAAGAUGGAAAGCCCUGAUGCUGUGUCUCAUGCUGUGUACUUAAAAAGAGGAAAAAUACUAUAUUUGUGAUCAAAAAAGAGGAAACUUGAAAUGUGCUGGUGUUUCUAAUAAAAGCUGGUAAAACUG